This is a messenger RNA of Zea mays, 1020 nucleotides long. Its product is annotated as chlorophyll a-b binding protein 6A. Bases 25 to 762 code for a protein of 245 amino acids. The transcript has 2 exons. NCBI's taxonomy places the organism in Eukaryota, Viridiplantae, Streptophyta, Magnoliopsida, Poales, Poaceae. Gene Ontology annotation, cellular component: membrane. The record is from RefSeq and is marked provisional. Gene Ontology annotation, biological process: photosynthesis, light harvesting.
CAGCUAGGAUCAGCGGAAGCAGCAAUGGUGAUGGCGUCGUCGAGCGGGCUGAGGAGCUGCAGCGCCGUGGGCGUGCCCAGCCUGCUGGCGCCGUCGUCCCGGUCCGGCCGCCUGGCGCCGUUCUGCGCCAACGCCACCACCUCUGGCCGCGUCACCAUGUCCGCGGAGUGGAUGCCCGGCCAGCCACGCCCUGCCCACCUCGACGGCUCCUCUCCCGGGGACUUCGGCUUCGAUCCGCUGGGCCUCGCGACCGUGCCGGAGAACUUCGAGCGGUUCAAGGAGUCAGAGGUGUACCACUGCCGCUGGGCCAUGCUUGCCGUCCCCGGGAUCCUGGUGCCGGAAGCUCUGGGCCUGGGCAACUGGGUGAAGGCGCAGGAGUGGGCGGCCGUCCCCGGCGGGCAGGCCACGUACCUGGGCGCCCCGGUGCCGUGGGGCACGCUGCCGACCAUCCUGGUGAUCGAGUUCGUGGCCAUCGCCUUCGCCGAGCACCAGCGCACCAUGGAGAAGGACCCCGAGAAGAAGAAGUACCCCGGCGGCGCCUUCGACCCGCUCGGCUUCUCCAAGGACCCCGCCAAGUUCGAGGAGUACAAGCUCAAGGAGAUCAAGAACGGCCGCCUCGCCAUGCUGGCCUUCGUCGGCUUCUGCGUCCAGCAGUCGGCGUACCCCGGCACCGGCCCGCUGGAGAACCUCGCCUCCCACCUCGCCGACCCGUGGCACAACAACAUCGGCGACAUCAUCAUCCCCAGAUCAAUCUCCCCUUGAGCUCAGCUCAGCUGCUGGUUGCUGUUUCCUGUGUACGACUAGGCCCUGCCUGUACAACGAGCGACGACGGUGACUUCCCGCCCGGAAAUUAAACCCUCGUAAUGUAAAGCUUAUGUUAUUAAGUAGCGGCUACUCUUGUAGUCUUGUCUGUAUCAAAUAUAAACUGGUUUGUUAGCUGAAUCCCAAGGUUAUUUCUGAGCCUAACCAGGGGAAAUUUAGCUCAAAACGGAGAAAAUACAUACGAGACCUUUGAUAACU